Messenger RNA from Sarcophilus harrisii (Tasmanian devil), 3437 nucleotides. It is a transcript of the gene PIK3AP1, whose product is annotated as phosphoinositide-3-kinase adaptor protein 1. Gene Ontology annotation, cellular component: cytosol. Bases 182 to 3121 code for a protein of 979 amino acids. The transcript is spliced from 17 exons. Gene Ontology annotation, molecular function: phosphatidylinositol 3-kinase regulatory subunit binding; signaling receptor binding. The record is from RefSeq and is a predicted model, not a curated record. Gene Ontology annotation, biological process: signal transduction. NCBI's taxonomy places the organism in Eukaryota, Metazoa, Chordata, Mammalia, Dasyuromorphia, Dasyuridae.
UCCUGCCUGGGGCACUGACUCAGGGAGGUAACCCCAAGGGAGAAGGAGUAACUGUCAGCUGGUGCUCAUGUACAUGCCUACCUCUGAAUCCCUUGCCCCCAAUUCCCAAGACAGAAUUGGGGGCCUUAAGGCUUCUCCCUUUCCCACAGCACACCUACAGGCUGUCCUUUAAGUCUUAUGGAUGGGGAAAUUUUGGAGGGCACCCAGGAGGGCUUGUCUCUUUACGCCCCAAUUGUGGCCUGCCCGAGGAUGGCAUGGGGUGAGGAGGAACUUGGGGACUAUGUGGAAGAGGAGGAAGGGGACUCCUGGUUCGGGCCACAGCUCUCACUUCCCCUACUCAACGGCGUCGAACUCCAGGUGGUGCUGCCAGGCUGCGGAGAGGCAGUUGAGCUGCCCGCUUGGGGCCUCUCCCCCGCCCCACUGGCCCAGCGGCCACAGAGGCCGCCGCCACAGCCGCAGACAGCCCACAGGGGCGGAGCGGGUCAGUCCCUCCGCCCCUGACGGCUCCGAGGAAGCGCCGCUCCAGCCCAGCCCAGCCCCAAACCAAAGCUGGAGUCCCCGCACCAGAAGCUGGAGCUUCCCGGCCUCUCCCCGGCCUCCUCCCCGGCCGCCUCCCCGGCCUCGGCAGGAUUACAGCAGGUCCCACGGCCCGGGAUGUGAGGGGGGCUCCCCUCCAGUCUCUGCCAUGGCAACCGCAGGAAGCCCCCUGCAAGGGUGUGACAUCCUAAUUGUCCACAGCCCAGAUGCCCAAGAAUGGUGUCAGUACUUGGAGAGUCUCUUCUUUUCAAAUUGGCAAGUUCGCCACCAGCAUACCCUAACUUACGAACUGAAACAUGGGGCUGCCAUUUCCACUAAAGACCUGGCCCUCUUCUUCAACAGUCGAUGCAUCAUUAUGCUCCUCUCAGUUGAACUAGUUCAGAACUUUUAUGAACCCAACAUCCUCUCCAGCCUUCAGAAAGCUCUGUGCCCUCCCCACAAAGUGUUAAAGCUGUUCUGUGGGGUGCAAGACUCUGAAGAUUUCUCAAAUUUCUUUAAGGACUGGGCCAGUUGGCAGGAGCUCACUUAUGAAGAUGAGCCUGAAACCUAUGUGGCUGCUGUGAAGAAGGCUUUUUCAGAAGAUUCUGGCUGUGAUUCCAUCACAGACACUGAGGCUGAAGACGAGAAGAUUCCUCUUCCAUCUGAGAAUAUUUCCUUUCUUCAGAAGAACAGUUGCUUGGAGACCACAACAGAGAACCUGAUGGUGGUGCAGCCAGACCGAAUUCGUUGCGGGGUGAACACAACAGUUUAUGUUAUUGUGAAAUGCAAGCUGGAUAACCAAGUGAAGACAGAAGCUGAAUUCUCUCCUAACAACUCCCCUGCAGUACGUGUGCUUGCCAAACUGGAGAAUGAAUACACUCUUUCUAUAAUAGCCCCCAACUUAUCUUCAGGAGAUGUUUAUCUGAAGGUUUAUUCAGGUGACCUCAUGGUAUGUGAAGCAACUGUCUGCUAUUAUACUGACAUGGAAGAAAUUGAGAACUUACUGGCUAGUGCAGCCAAUCCCGUGGAGUUCAUGUGCCAGGCUUUUAAAAUUGUGCCCUACAACAUCGAGACCCUUGACAAACUUCUAACUGAAUCUCUCAAGAAAAAUAUUCCUGCAAGUGGGCUGCAUCUGUUUGGAAUCAACCAACUGGAAGAAGAGGAUAUGAUGAUCACUCAGCGGGAUGAGGAACUGCCCACCUUGCUUCAUUUUGCUGCCAAGUAUGGACUGAAAAAUCUCACAGCCCUGCUGCUGACCUGCCCUGGAGCUUUGCAAGCCUACAGUGUGGCCAACAAGCAUGGUCUCUACCCCAACACCAUUGCUGAAAAGUAUGGUUACAAGGACCUGCGGCAGUUCAUUGAUGAAUAUGUGGAAACUGUGGACAUGCUGAAGAGUCACAUUAAGGAAGAGUUAAUGCAAGGGGAGGAAGACAAAUCCGUGUAUGAGUCGAUGGCCCACCUUUCCACAGACUUGCUAAUGAAAUGUUCCCUCAAUCCUGGCUGCGAUGAGGAGCUGUACGAGUCCAUGGCUACUCUCUCCACGGCAUCCACUGAGGAUCUUUAUGUAGAGAUGCUUCAGUCCAGUACAUCUACCCCAAAAUCAACAGAUCCUUUUCCUACGGCCACCAAAGACUCCAUCAUUCGCAAAUUUUUGGAAGGCAACAGUAUAGGAGAUGCCCCUUUGGAGAAAGACCUUUCCCCUAGUCUUGCGGGUGAAGAAGUCUACCACACAGUAGACGAUGACCUCACCUUUUCCGUGGAUAUGGCCAAAAGACCCCCAGUGCCGGUACCUAGGCCAGACACCAGUCUUCAUGUCAAUUAUCAGAUGUCCCAGAGUGAAUCCUAUAUUUCUAAAGUAUUUGCAGAUAAAAGUCAGGAGCGGCCUGGAAAUUUGUAUAUUUCUAAUGAGCACAUCAGAAAAGAGACCCUGGUCAGGCCACGAAAGGAUAGACCCCAGUCAAGCAUCUAUGAUCCAUUUGCUGGCAUGAAAACUCCUGGCCAGAGACAGCUCAUCACCUUACAGGAACAAGUAAAGCUGGGCAUUGUUAAUGUGGACGAGGCUGUUCUCCAUUUCAAGGAGUGGCAGCUGAAUCAGAAGAAGAGAUCAGAGUCCUUUCGCUUUCAGCAGGAAAAUCUUAAACGGUUACGAGACAGCAUUACUCGGAGACAACAAGAGAAGCAAAAAUCCGGGAAACAAUCAGACUUAGAGAUCACAGUUCCUAUUAGACACAAUCAGCAAUUACCUGGAAAAGUAGAGUAUGGAAUUUAUGAAAGUGGCCCCAGGAAGAGCAUCGUGCCACCAAAAAACAUAAUACGCCGAGGAGACUGGAAAACAGAAAGUGCAUCUAGUACAUCAAGUAGCAAUAGUAACCGAUCUAGCACCCGAAGUGUGCUCAGUGUUAGCAGUGGGAUGGAAGGUGACAAUGAGGACAAUGAGUUCCCAGAAGUUAACAGAAGCCGUAGCCCAGGUCCCCAGCCCAUGGAGAAACCCCCCAUCAAGCCAAUGGAAAGGCCUCCCAGGAUACCUCCUCGAGCUGCCUCUCAGAGACCUCCUAGCAGAGAGAAUUUCCAUCCACCUCCACCAGUUCCACCAAGAGGUCGCUGACUCCUCUACUAUCUUCUUUAUAAAAGACUUUGGAAGAAAAGCAAGUGAUUUCCAGCUCCUUAAUGAUGUCAUCACUGAUUUAAUGUUGGACUGUACUCUGAGAUUUCUCCUGGCCUUAAGAUGUAUUCCAUAGUCAGACUAUCUCUGAAGGGACUCCUUAGCUGGCAAAGACUGGGAAGGCAGGAACUUCAUUUCCUCUUAAACAAGUUCCUUGUUCCCUAGAAGACAGAAGACUUCGUUGGAAUACGUGCUUUUCACUAGGAGGUCUAAAAAAAACACCCUAAGAAUAUUCAUAAAAAUGCGGUUUUAAAUUUUA